Rotaria sp. Silwood1 is the source of this 960-nucleotide messenger RNA. The record is from the annotation of a GenBank genome assembly. Lineage: Eukaryota; Metazoa; Rotifera; Eurotatoria; Philodinida; Philodinidae.
AUGUCACUUGUUAAUCCUACACUUGUUGAAAAAGUGAUUUAUUGGUUAUUAAAUAUUAUUUUACCAACAAUAAAUGCACAAGCUAUUGUAACAUACAUACUAUCAGAAAAAAGUAAAUUUUGUCAAAUAUUUAUUAUUAGUGAUUUUACAUUUUUUAAACCAAUUGGUAAUGAUACAAUGGAAUGGAAUUGGAUAGUUCUUAUUUUACAUAUUAUUAUUUCAUUAUUAAUUUUAAUUGCUAUGGAUUGUGGUUUCUUCAAAUUUCGAAUGAAUUUUUCAUUAGAACGUCGUCGAGUUUUAAAUUUAAAUCAUUCAAUAACAGAUAAAAAUCUAUUGAAUCCAGCUAAUAAUGAAGAAAGAUACGAUACCGAUCAUUUAAUAGUUCAUGAUCUUGUUAAACGUUUUCCUGGUCGUAAUGUUUGUGCUGUCAAUCAUUUAGUAUUCGGUGCCAAACGUGGUGAAGCAUUUGGUUUGCUUGGUUAUAAUGGUGCAGGUAAAACAACAACAUUUCGUAUACUUGUUGGUGAUGAACUAGCAGCUGAAGGUACUGCUUAUAUAGAUGAACAAAAUGUUAAUCGUCGUUUAAGAUCAAUACGUCAAUUAGGUUAUUGUCCACAAGAAAAUUGUAAUAUGAACUUUUUAACUAUUCAAGAUAGUUCAUAUUUAUUAGCACGUAUACGUGGUGUAAAUUUUUCACGAAUAUAUUCUCUUGUUCAAACAAUUAGUUCAUUAUUUUUACUUGAUCCAUUUCUUAAAAAUUAUAUUCAUCAAUUGACUGGAGGAACAAAACGACGAUUACAUGCUGCACUUGCAUUAAUUGGACCACCAUUAGUAGCAAUUCUUGAUGAACCAACAACUAAUGUUGAUCCAAAUGGUCGACAACAAAUACAACAAAUACUUAUUAAUGCUGUUAAAGCAAAAUUAACUAUUAUAUUAACAAGUCAUUCAAUGGAUGAAUGA